CAGAGAAUUUACUGCAUCUGAAGUGCUAGCGUUCUGAGCAUAAUUUUGUGUUUUUAUUUUCUUUUUGAUCAUUUGACACACUGAGGCAAAAUGGACGCCUUAUUUUUACCAGAUAUAGACUACAAUCAGAGCUAUGUGGAUGAGCAUUUUUACGCUGAGGACAAUAUUGAUGGUUUUGGUAUCACCAUGGCCAUUCUCUACCUGGUGGUUUGCAUCCUGGGACUGGCUGGGAACUCCCUGGUAAUCGUUGCCAUUUUGAAAUUGGACAAAAUGUCAUCAGCCACCACGGUGUACAUUUUCAAUCUGGCGCUGGCGGAUGGACUCUUCAUGGUUGGUCUUCCCUUCAUAGCAAGCCAGAACUUCCAGAACCACUGGAUGUUUGGCGAUGUGGUGUGCAAAGUGGUCAUGGUGCUGGAUGGCAUCAAUCAAUUCACCAGUGUCUUCUGCCUGACGAUGAUGAGCAUCGACCGCUACAUGGCGCUGACCUACCCGCUUCGGUUCGCCCGUUGGAGAACUCCGCGCUGCGCCAAGAUAGUUUCAGCAUUCCUGUGGUUGUUCUCGCUCCUCACUAUUCUUCCCAUGGCGCUUCACUUCUCAGCAGAACGAGGCCUGUGUAUACCAGACCUUGUUUCAGACACCUGGUGGCUCGGCGUCCUCUCUUACACCUUCGUCAUGGGCUUUGCUUUGCCGUUCACCGUCAUGACGGUGUCCUACACGGUGCUGCUGCUCACCUUGAAGUCCAAGCGGCUCCAAGCUACAACACCAAACCACGAGAGCCAACGGCUGGAGAAACAGGUCACCAAGAUGGUGGUCGCAGUGGUGGUUGUGUUCGGCAUGUGCUGGCUGCCGUUUUACACCUUCAACUUCUGUUCCCUGUAUCAAACUGGCCUGGUCCUCACCUUUGCCCGGGCUUUUGAGGUUGUGGUCCUGCUGUCGUACUCAUGGAGCUGCGCUAACCCCAUCCUCUACGCCUGCCUCUCUGAUACCUUCAGGAGGCAUUUCCGCACCCUCCUCUGCCCUGCCACCAAGUCAACUCCCAGCAUGCAGUGCAACACUGAACGGUAUGACCUAAAUGACACAGGUGUGCAGAAUGUCACAAUUCUGGCAUAG
Molecule: messenger RNA, 1110 nt
Organism: Thunnus maccoyii (southern bluefin tuna)
Lineage: Eukaryota; Metazoa; Chordata; Actinopteri; Scombriformes; Scombridae
Product: somatostatin receptor type 2
Exons: 1
Coding region: 91-1110 (339 amino acids)
Biological process (GO): cellular response to glucocorticoid stimulus; regulation of insulin secretion; neuropeptide signaling pathway
Cellular component (GO): membrane; neuron projection
Molecular function (GO): neuropeptide binding; somatostatin receptor activity
Source: RefSeq, a predicted model, not a curated record